GCUUUAAUUUUUGAAUUCAGUGUUACCAAUAUGUAGUGUUUAAAUUGUGUACAUCAUACACACAGCGUACCAACGUAAAAUAUUUCUUAAUGGUAGUUUUUCUUUCAGCAUUUAUCAACACUUAAAAAAGCAUGGCUCCACGGUACGAACUUGCCGUUGGUUUAAACCGCGGACACAAAACGAGCAAACUUCGUGUGGCUAAGACAAAAGGUGAUAAAGUUGAUAAAACUUUAAAGAUCCGUCCUGCUAGGUUGAAGGGGAUCCAGACCAAACAUACAAAAUUCUGUCGUGAUUUAAUCCGUGAAGUAGUUGGACAUGCACCAUAUGAAAAGCGUGCUAUGGAAUUGUUAAAAGUGUCAAAAGACAAAAGAGCACUUAAAUUCCUUAAGAGACGUUUAGGCACACACAUCCGUGCUAAGAGGAAGCGAGAAGAAUUAUCAAACAUCCUUACACAAAUGCGUAAAGCUCAAGCACACGCUAAAUAAUUUAAUCUGACUUUAUUAUAUUAUUAAUUAAAUGUGUAAAAAUGAUUUCGUAAUAAAAU
Chrysoperla carnea is the source of this 544-nucleotide messenger RNA. RefSeq names its product 60S ribosomal protein L36 (gene RpL36). Bases 132 to 485 code for a protein of 117 amino acids. Lineage: Eukaryota; Metazoa; Arthropoda; Insecta; Neuroptera; Chrysopidae. The transcript has 3 exons. Gene Ontology annotation, cellular component: ribosome; cytosolic large ribosomal subunit. Gene Ontology annotation, biological process: cytoplasmic translation. The record is from RefSeq and is a predicted model, not a curated record. Gene Ontology annotation, molecular function: structural constituent of ribosome.